CAGGCCAUUUGUGACAAAGUGUUCAGAACAGUUGGCGAAGAAUCUAUGUUUCUGUACGAAUUCUAUUUCAUUUACGUUUCGAACUUGAUUGCGUGACGUGAUAGUUCGCAAACACGCGAAUGUGCCCGUUCAAUCGCCGACGAAUAGAGUCAAACGCGUUCGACAUUUUGUUCAAAUUGAAUUUUUAAUUCAAUCUUGUGGUGAUUGUAAUUGCAAUUGGAAAUGGCUUCGCCGGUGACGUGGAUUAGAAACAACAUGUUGUUCUCACCUCAGGAAAGGAAACUGACUGAAGCUGAAUUGAAAGUUCAGAAAUCUCUUCAGAAGCUUUCAAUCCCAGAAUGGUAUCUGAACAAACGCACAAGUCCACCGAAAAUAAGGAAUAUGACGCCGAUUGGGUAUCGUCCACCGGCAUGGAGAUAUUCUGUGCUUCCGACCAGCGUUACUCUCAAAUCGACAUCGUGCAUACCAUCAGUCACGUUCCCAACGGGCUACCAAAAACCGAGCCCAAACCUCAAGAACGAUGCGACGACACUGGACAAUAAAAAACCGAGUCCAAAACUUAAGAACGAUGAGACGAAACCGGACAAUCAAAAACCGAGUCCAAAGUUCAAAAACGAUGUGAAGACACCGGAAACCACAAAAACUAUGGGUGAACAAAAAUCGGAAGCCAACCAAAAGAAAUCUCCGCAGAAAUGCUCGUUAUCAAAAGAUAAUGUUUUGAACACAAAAGUUCCCGUAGCGAGGAUCCUGCUACUGAACAAAAGCCUAACGUUUCCCAGGAUGUCACCCUCGAAAAAGAUAGAAAAUAUAAAUAUCGUGUUGCCUAUCGAGCCGAAGAUCGAGAUUUUGGAACGUCCAAAAGAGCCGACGGAAGAGACCAAGUACAAGACCUAUCUCGUAAAAAAGUCCGCUGACUCUGCGAAAAAGGGCAACAAUGAUACAAAGAAGGAAGAUGAAACUCUUAAAAAGGAUAACAACGGAGUGCUUUCAAAGAGUAGUAUUGCAACUCCUAAGAAGAACUAUACCCAGAUUCCCAGGAAGACCGAAGAGAUACCUAAAAAAAUGAAUCAGGAGACUCCUACAAAGAUCCAUUCACGUAUCGCAGAAAUGGUGACGCCAUUGAGAACACCAGAUAUUAAAACGAACUUCAAGAUUCGCACCACUUCCACACCGAAGUGCUCGCCAGUUAAUCUCUUCUCGUCGACCAUCAUCGAGGAUUACCCUAACGCGAAGAAAACGCUUUCGCCAAACAUCCUCGAGAAAUCAUCCAUCUUCGAAAACAGUUUCAAGUUUGAUUCUACGUUUGAUACCACCAUGGACCGAUCGGACAGUUUCAUGGAGAAAUCUGUAAGCACUUUGAGAAGUGAAAAUUCUUCUCGGGCUUCUCUUAGUAGGAUAUCCCCCUGCAGGAACAGUUCAUAUGAGAAUAAGGAGGAAACGAAACCAAGAAAAUCUAAUUGGUUAUUCGAAAAUAACAUCCGAUCUAUUGACCCGAUUCUGUUUGAGAAGGACGAGUCACCUCGGACGCUUAGGUCUCCGUCUAUGGUGCGCAAGAUUGUAAAGAAGAUAGAGUCACAGAACUCUGUAGAAGAUCAAUCGUUCAAGCUUUUCCAGGAGAAGAAGAAGAAUUCUGAGGCGGACAGAACUUACAACAAUUCGAUUGUUCAAGAAAGAAAGUCAAAGUUUGAAAAGAACUUUGCGCCUCUUCAAGUCCAGAGGUCCAAUUACACCGGACUUGAGAAUGUUAUUUCUCAAGAAAAGAGAUCCGAUCAUCAGAAGUCCCAGAAUCACGAUCUUCGGGAGAAGAAGUUUACCUCAGAAACGCAGUCGCCGUGUACCAAGUUCCUGAACUCAAGGAAGAAAUCUACGGAUCUAGAGAACGUGGUGAAGAGUAAGAAGACCAUUCGCGAAAAGAGUCUGGUCCAAGAAAUUAUUGAAACAUUGUCGGCAAAGAUAAAUAAAUCUAUCGUGCCUCGGCAUAACGACAAUCUGGUCGAUCCUGCCGGUAAGCAGAACUUCGUGAAGAAGCUAGUGGAUGCCCUCGAGAAGUCUGAAAUGAACAAAACCAAGGAAAAUGUAGUGAAAAAGUAUUCCAUUAUCGAGGAGGAUAGUUCCAGCGAAUCAGAAGACAAAUCCUUCCUCACGUCAGCCUCUCCCAAAGAUACGGAAAGCGACUCCGAGCCAAGAUCAUCUAACGUAAUAGACAAUGAAAACCAAAGUUUCGAUUGCAGUGACUUGACCAUUCACGACGAACAAACUGUUGAGGAGGACGAUUCCGUUUACUGGAUACCCGUACCCAGGUGCAAGCUACCUCGGUCCAGUUCCCUCCUGAGUAUAAUAUCCAGACUGUCCAGCGAGUCUCAGUCGCCGUGCGUAAGUCCGAUCAGCGAGAGAAAAUUCGAUAGCUCAGGACAAUCCGCUUCGGAUUCCACUCUUAAGAGGACCAGCAUUUCCAGGAAGCUGUUCAGAAUCGACGAGACCAUAGUGUUCGAUUCCGGGUAUUCAGAUAAGUCUGACAAGUCUGCGAUGAGUUCCGAGUACUCGACAACGGACUACACUUGGUCCGAGUUGGACACUUUGAAUGAUUUUGAAGCAGAUAUCUCGUCUUCGACGUUUAACAGGUCUAUCGGUCGGAAGUCUUUCAUUGGGCAAACAUACUCUGUUCCUUGGUAAGGUAUACAAAACGUAGGACCAACUGUCUUUUUUAUUAAAUAAAUACGAAGAGCGACGGGUUUGAGAAUUAUUUUUUAAUUAAAUACAUUAUGAUCAGAUUUUACUUAAUUUUAUUAAAUUUAAUUCAUAUCGAAUCUCACAACAUUCUUGAGUAGAUAUUUUCAUAUUGUCAAAAACAAAAUGUGGAAACGAAAUGCAGAAUCAGAUUAGAAAUUACUGCAGUAGAAAAAAUAAUUUUUGCAGUCAAUGUGUUUUCAAAAUGAUGGAUAUUCUAGUAUCUGCUUUGAUACCUUCUAAACAGUAUUUAAAUUUUCUAGUUUCCUUCAUAUUUUGUAAAUACGAAUUAAGAUAUUGAAUAUUGCAAAAGUGGCUAAAGGUUCGAAGCAGAUUACACAGAAUAUCCAGUAUUUUAUGUACAAAUAUACUCAGCGAUUACAAUUUUUAAACUCGGUUUGUUCUUCGAAACCAAUGUUGUUUUAAAAUUGCGUGUGUAGUUGACCGAAGUGAUUCGUGAUAUUCUAAUAUAUAAUAAUUUAUGUCCAGUAUAUGAUUUAAUUAAUAUGAUAUUAUUAUAUUUAAUUAUAUUCUCGAGUUGUGUACUUCUUAUCUAAAAAUGUUUGCAAAUAUUUUUUAAAAUGAAGUUUUAUAUGGGAAACUCGUAUUGCAAAUUACUUUCUUCUAGUUACAGUAAUUUCUUAUAUUACGAUCAUAUUUACUGUACUUGAACUAUUUACAUAUCAGUAUUAUUAAUUAAGUAGCAUCAUUCUGCAUGAAGAAGCGCAAAAUUAAAAUAGUAGGUUUAGGAAUUAUCGCGUAUCUGGUUGCAAACGUUUUUACGAUUGUGUAAGCAAUCUGAAUCUGUGAAAAGUGAGAUUAACUGUAUAUAAAAAAUUCACAGCUUUGUUAAUACACGUAUAUUUUAUUUAGAUGAUUUACGUCUAGCGAGGGCCGAAUACAAAUGGAUGAUUUCGUGAAAAGUGUAAAGGUGUUUAUAUAGUAUAAUAAUAUACAUACAUACGUGUUCGAUAAAACAUGGUAUUGUUCGCUAAGUGCACAAUUUACUAAUGUUAUCAAUGAGACGUAUAUUUUACAUGGCGAUUUGAG
Molecule: messenger RNA, 3777 nt
Organism: Ceratina calcarata
Lineage: Eukaryota; Metazoa; Arthropoda; Insecta; Hymenoptera; Apidae
Exons: 3
Coding region: 223-2673 (816 amino acids)
Source: RefSeq, a predicted model, not a curated record